Molecule: messenger RNA, 528 nt
Organism: Penicillium verhagenii
Lineage: Eukaryota; Fungi; Ascomycota; Eurotiomycetes; Eurotiales; Aspergillaceae
Exons: 2
Coding region: 1-528 (175 amino acids)
Source: RefSeq, a predicted model, not a curated record
AUGCUUCAGGAGGGCAACUCUGAUCGUGAGGCAAGAUUUCUGGCAGAGUUCCUGAAAUCUUUCAAAGGGCUCAGACAUCUGCACCUUAAAUUGUGCAAUUUCUUGGACUUGUCUUGGAUAGAGCAGGGAAUUGCGCACCACCGUUCCACACUGGAAACCCUCGUCUACCACGAGCGUGGACUUCAGGCUAUUGAUGAUGAAGGACGAUUCGAAGAGACUCGAGAUCAACAACCUACUUGGGCUUUACAUCUGGCCAAUGCUGUCAAUUUAUUGCAAAUCUCCGCCUUGGCAUUGUGUGUGUCACCAUCAGUGAUGAUACUAAACCAACCGGCUGAACGAAGUAGCGUUCAAUACUCGAGCCGUUCCCUGGUACCUUAUCCCUGCGACUUCUACAUCUUCGCUUCAGCGGCUCUGAGAGGAUGCAUCGAAAUAUUCGACACGAAUUCAUUUCUCGCCUCCCACAAGCACAGUCGUGGAGCUCACAUGAUUCCAUCCCAGGCCGCAGCUCGGAUUACUCAGCAUCAAUGA